AUGUGCAGCUCCUUCAGAGGCAGCAGGGAGUCCCUGCAGGCCGUGAUCCACAAGCUGGAGAAGGAUUUGGAGGAGCAGAGGAGUGACUACGAGGGGCAGGUGGAAAGCCUCCAGAAGGAGAACUACGAGGUGUGGGCCAAGGUGGUGAGGCUGAACCAGGAGCUGGAGCAGGAGAGGAAGAGGAGUGAGGAGCUGGAGCUGAGGCUGAAGAACGCGGAGCGCUCGCAGGAGGAGCUGGAGAGGAAAACCAGGAUGCUCGAGGAGGAGAUAAAAAACUUAACUAAAGCCACGAGUCAAACUGGUGCCAAAACCAACUAGGAGGAGACACCCAGCUUUUCACAGACACCAACUGCAGCUGCAGGAGUGCUCAGGAAUUGCAGGUUCAGAGCCAGGGACUUGUAUUGUGCAGGGUCCUGCUCCUGCCCACAGGCCAGGGGGGAGGAAGGAGAGCAGAGCUCAGAGGCUGCUUCGUGCUCUGAACCAGGAAAUGUCAGAAAUAUCCUUUAGCUUUAUUUGGGUGUGUUUAUUUAUAUAGCUGCUCGUGUUACCUGGAGAACAGGCCGACACUUUCUGCUGCUCAGGCAGGAUUGCACUCAGAAGUUUGGGCUCUGGACCCAUUGUGCCUUCAGAAGGAGGAACAGAAGUGUCCCUUCUCCAGCUGCCUGUCUGAGAUACCCAAGGAAAACAUCCUUGGAUCCCCACUCUCACACCAGAGGUUCCACAGUGUCUGCCAGCACUUCACAGCUGCCAUUCACGAGUCUUUCCUGUGAUUUCAGCUGACCUUGACAGAGCUGUUUUAGUGUUUAUUGAAUUUUUACCUCUGCAAGAAGCUCCUCACCAAUGUGAGCGUGAGUCCUUAGGGAGAAACUUCUCCGUGCAGCAUCGGGAACAUCUGGGCUGGAAAUGCCACACGCUCCUUUCUGCAAAGAUCAAAAGUGUGAAGAGGCCAAUCAUCCUUCACAGCAGACUGGAAUGACGUGCAAAGGCUUGGCUGAGGCUCAGAAAUCCCCACCAUUAGGACAAGUGCAUUAUUUAAAAUAAACUGUGCAUUCCUGCGCUUCCGCUGCGAUAGGCAGAACAGCCCCUGGCUGCAGGAUCAGAGGCACUCUUUGAAGAUAUUCCACCCAUUAACAUUUGCAGGGUUUGCAGAGGUCAUCUGGGACAGAGAGACUUCCCAACAGAGGUCAGGUGGGCUGGAGGUUCCUGAGAGCCUGGAGGGGAGAGAGCCACGGGCACCUUGAGCUGCUGCUGGGAGAUCAUGAGGAGUUCUUUGCUUUUUCCAGAGACAGAGAACCAUGGACCGCCCGUGCCAGACCUGUGAAUCUGCUCCCUCUUCAUCCGUGAGGGGCUGGGUGUCCUCUCUGCUCAGCCCAGAGCCUGCUCUGGAUUUUCUGCAUUGGACACCUUCUGCUGGAGACCCCACAACGUGAAUCCCCAAAACCUGCCUGGUGCCCAGGCUGCAUUGCCUCCCUCCCUCCAUUUCUGCAGCCAGGCCAGGAAGCUCUUUGGGGUGGGAGCAGCAGAGACUCUCUCCUGUUCCUGGGGCAGGGGACAUUAUCAACUCACGGUUUUGGGGGUUUUAGGGCCUUUCAGCUCAGCAGGUUUUGGGCAUUGACUCUGGAUCCCCUGCAGAGGGUGAUGCUGCUCCUGCUGUAUGAAUGCACAACAGACUGUCUACCACAGAGAAAAAUGAUCCUUUCCAGCCCUGUCCUGUAGGCUUGGAAACCUCCAAAAUUGACAUUUUUCACCACUGCACCGUGAGGACACAAGAGCUUUAGCAAGGUGAUAACCCUGAGAUCAGGCUGAGGAUUUUCCUCUCCCUUUAAAUGUGACAUGGCUUUCCAAAUUAACCCCAAAUCCCAUUGCAUCCAGAAAUGUUAAAUUGUGCAGUGUGGGAUGAAAGGAAGGCACCUUCCAGGCCAUCCUUUCAGUCCCCUCACUGCAUUGUUUGUGCUAGAGCAGAAAGUCUGUUCUGCUCUCCUCAGGCAGUCACUAAAUAAAUUCAUUUAGGAAUUCA
Zonotrichia albicollis (white-throated sparrow) is the source of this 2017-nucleotide messenger RNA. NCBI's taxonomy places the organism in Eukaryota, Metazoa, Chordata, Aves, Passeriformes, Passerellidae. The record is from RefSeq and is a predicted model, not a curated record.